AUGGGUGGCUGUGAUGACACACUAACCUCUCUCUCUCUCUUUCAUACGCGCACACAAAUUUCAAAAAUGUUCAAGCAAACAACCCCAUCCGCCAUUUUUCUUGCAAUGCUAAUUGCAGUAGUGCAAGAAACAACAAUUGCCACUGCAGUUGAUCCAGCAACAGCAGGCGGUGGAGCACCGGUUCUUGAGUUAUACAUGCAUGACAUUCUUGGUGGCAGCAACCCUACCGCUAGGCCAAUCACUGGCUUACUUGGGAACAUCUACAGUGGUCAAGUACCCUUCGCUAGGCCGGUUGGCUUCCUCCCCCCAAAAGGAGGUGUAGCCAUUCCAAACGCCAACGGUGCCCUCCCAACAGUCAAUGCCAAUGGCAUUCCACUAGGAACUGGUUUAGCUGGUACAACUUUUGCUGGACUCCCUAAUGGUGCAAACAAUAAUGGACAACCCUUUACCACCCAAUUAGGCCCUGAUGGAUUAGGACUCGGGUUUGGAACGAUCACAGUCAUUGACGAUAUUCUAACCUCUGCACCAGAACUGGGAUCACAAUCACUAGGAAAAGCUCAAGGCGUCUACGUCGCGAGCUCUGCAGAUGGAACUACACAGAUGAUGACAUUCACGGCCAUGAUGGAAGGAGGGGAGUAUGGGGAUAAUCUCAACUUCUUCGGCGUGUACAAGAUUGGGAGUGCAAUUUCUCGUCUCUCCAUUACUGGAGGUACUGGAAAGUUUAAGAAUGCUUGUGGAUUUGCAGAGAUGAGGUCACUUAUACCAGCAGGGCAACAUGUCACUGAUGGUGCAGAGAUAUUGCUGAGGAUUGCAGUUCACCUCUCCUACUAA
This is a messenger RNA of Ilex paraguariensis (yerba mate), 831 nucleotides long. NCBI's taxonomy places the organism in Eukaryota, Viridiplantae, Streptophyta, Magnoliopsida, Aquifoliales, Aquifoliaceae. The record is from the annotation of a GenBank genome assembly.